AAUACAGGCAUCGCGAGUUCGGCGCCGGGCUCGAGACGACGAUAGCAAACAAGCACACUUGACCACCAACCGAUUGCUAGGAGGGCAACACGCCGCCGACACAGCCACCACCACCGCCACCACAAGCACCAAUCCCCAACACAAUAGAAGCCAUGUCUGACCUGGACACAUUCACGCUGCUCCAUCUGCGGAUUGACCCGCAGUCUAAGGCGAUCGGCUCGGCAGGGGCGACAGCAGCAGGGACGACGUCGCGGACGCUAGAGGCGGAGCUGGCGGCGCUCAACGCGCUGCACCGGUCGCUGCACAGCCUAGAGGCGCCGCACGUGGUACCGCCGCCGCCGGUGCCGGUGAACCCGAAGCGUAGCGCCAACGUGACGAAGCUGCGCGAGAGCGGCAACGCCGAGUACCGCAAGCAGCGGUACGGCGAGGCCAUCAAGUUCUACACGCUGGGCCUGCAGAUGGCGCUGACGCGCCCCGCGUGGGAGCCGUCGCAGCUCGUGCGCGAGGAGGUGCACCAGCUGUACAGCAACCGCGCGCAGGCGCACAUGCAGUUGGCCGGAUGGGCAGAGGGCGCCGUCGACGCCGAGGCUAGCGUCGAGGCCAAACGCCAGGGCAACGCCAAGGCCUGGCUCCGCCGCGGCCGCUGCCUCGUCGAGAUGGGCCGCCUCGAGGAGGCCCGCGACUGGGUCGGCAAGGGCCUCGAGGUCGAGGGCCAGGAGAAGGAGCUGCUGGAGCUGCUCAAGGAGGUCGAGGGCCGCAUCGCCCAGGACAAGGCCAGCGGCGCCUGAGCGAGGUUGAGAGGGAAAGCAAGGGAAGAAGAGGCGACAAUGAGAAAAAAAAGAGAAGGAAACAUAUAAAACAAGUUUAAGGGAUGUCGGGGGCGAGCAAGAUGUCGCCCGGUCCGGAACGGGUGAGGCGGCCCGGCUUGUUCGGAGGCGGCGAUGGCAAGCCCUUUGCCUGUCUAGGAUUUAUGGUCUCUAUUAGGUCUGUAGAAAGUACGCGAGAGGGUGGGUAGGUGAUGU
Lasiosphaeria miniovina is the source of this 1022-nucleotide messenger RNA. RefSeq lists its product as uncharacterized. Gene Ontology annotation, molecular function: Hsp90 protein binding; Hsp70 protein binding. The record is from RefSeq and is a predicted model, not a curated record. The transcript has a single exon. Gene Ontology annotation, cellular component: cytosol; nucleus. Bases 153 to 788 code for a protein of 211 amino acids. Gene Ontology annotation, biological process: protein folding. NCBI's taxonomy places the organism in Eukaryota, Fungi, Ascomycota, Sordariomycetes, Sordariales, Lasiosphaeriaceae.